Molecule: messenger RNA, 1621 nt
Organism: Coffea eugenioides
Lineage: Eukaryota; Viridiplantae; Streptophyta; Magnoliopsida; Gentianales; Rubiaceae
Product: basic leucine zipper and W2 domain-containing protein 2-like
Exons: 8
Coding region: 128-1363 (411 amino acids)
Cellular component (GO): membrane; cytoplasm
Molecular function (GO): protein binding
Source: RefSeq, a predicted model, not a curated record
CUAACCAUAUUGGUGCUCUCUCUCCCUCUCUCUCAUCUUCCCUUUCUCUCUCUACGUUUCUAUCAUCGCACAAAGCAAAGAGUCUCUCAUAAGACUCUAAUUCCUCGAUUUUUCGACAUCUUGGUUUAUGAGCUCGAAGGAGAGACCCACUCUUGGUGGCACGCGGAUUAAGACCCGCAAACGGAAUAUUGCGGCACCGCUGGACCCUGCAGCAUUUGCGGAUGCAGUGGUCCAGAUUUAUCUGGAUAAUGCUGGUGAUCUGGAACUUAUUGCUAGGAGCAUUGAGUCCUCAGACCUUAACUUCUCAAGAUACGGUGACACCUUUUUUGAGGUUGUCUUCACAGGGGGCCGUACACAACCUGGAACGACUAAACCUGAUGAGGGGGACCGCCAUCCUUACUCUAUAAUUGAGUGUGAGGCUAAGCGUGAUGUCAUUUUACCAUCUGUAGUAUACAUACAGAAGAUAUUGCGAAGGAAACCUUUCCUUAUAAAAAACCUUGAAAAUGUUAUGCGAAGAUUUUUGCAAUCGUUGGAGCUUUUCGAGGAAAAUGAAAGGAAGAAGCUUGCUAUUUUCACUGCUCUUGCUUUUUCACAGAAGUUGUCAGGUCUCCCACCUGAGACUGUGUUCCAACCCCUACUUAAGGAUAACCUUGUUGGCAAAGGGCUAGUUCUGUCAUUUAUCACAGACUUCUUUAAGGAAUAUCUGAUUGAUAACAGCCUUGAUGAUUUAAUUUCAAUCUUGAAGCGGGGUAAGAUGGAGGAAAAUCUUCUUGAGUUCUUCCCCCCUGCAAAGAGAACUCCUGAAGCUUUCUCAGAGCAUUUCACCAAAGAGGGGCUUCUGCCGUUGGUUGAGUACAAUGACAAGAAGAUAUUUGAGGUGAAGCUGAAGGAAAUGAAAUCUGCUCUAACAAGCCAGAUAGCAGAAGAAGCAGGCAUAUCUGAAGUCAUAGAAACAGUGAAGCAGCAUGUAAAAGAUGCUAAAUUUCCUGACAUUGAGGUUGUUCGGAUUCUGUGGGAUGUUCUGAUGGAUGCUGUUCAGUGGUCAGGCAAGAACCAACAGCAGAAUGCAAAUUCAGCUCUUCGUCAGGUCAAAACAUGGGCAAAGUUAUUGAAUACCUUCUGCACUAGUGGAAAGCUGGAGCUGGAACUUAUAUACAAAAUCCAAGUCCAGUGCUAUGAGGAUACAAAACUGAUGAAACUAUUCCCUGAAAUUGUGAAGUCCCUUUAUGACGAGGAUGUUCUAGCUGAAGAUACCAUUCUUCACUGGUGCCGAAAGGGAACCAAUCCUAAGGGCAGGCAAACCUUUGUCAAGGCAUUGGAGCCAUUUGUGAAAUGGCUGGAGGAGGCGGAAGAAGAGGAGUGAGUUUCUGGAGACAGUUCAGCUGUUGAGUUGGGCAAUGAAGAGGAAUAAAACUCCGGUGAUGGAAUUGAACCUGGCCCUGAGAACUCACUGUUGUCUCGAAUGUUGACUCGUGGCUUACUAUUUCUAUAAAGGAUAUUGAACGUCCCUAAUGUCAUUUGUAUUCUUGUUUUCCUGAUUGUUAACAAAUAAUACUCUCUUGCUUUAUACCUUUAGACAAUCUUAUGCAAGUUUGCUUUUUCUUUUCUUUUUUUUAAUUAA